Messenger RNA from Panicum hallii, 798 nucleotides. RefSeq lists its product as uncharacterized. The record is from RefSeq and is a predicted model, not a curated record. The transcript has a single exon. NCBI's taxonomy places the organism in Eukaryota, Viridiplantae, Streptophyta, Magnoliopsida, Poales, Poaceae. The coding region runs from base 207 to 632 and encodes 141 amino acids.
CUGACCGUAGAGGAAACUUCUCUAGUUCGUCUCUUGGUCCAACGCGGUGGCGGCCGAUACGCAACGACAAAUCUGCGGUCCUUGCUCCUCCCCGGAGUGAAAAUCCCGAAACCACAACGAACCACAGCCCAAAUCCCACCCUCCGGCCGAGGCGAGGCCUCCCGUCCAGCGAUCCCCCACGCAGCCGGCCCGGCAAGGCGCCCGCGAUGACGUCGGCGCCCGCCUCCUCCUCCUCCGCCUCGUACCGGUGCGCGGCGUGCGGCGCGGAUCUGAACCUGUCGGCGGCGCAGCUGUACCCGGCGGGCGUCUUCUUCGAGGCCGGGAACAAGGGCACGCUGUCCUUCGCGUGGGUGGACGAGUCGCGGCUCCGAUUCGCGGCCGAGGAUCGGAUCCGCCCCUUCUUCGAGACCCGCAACUACUGGGGCAUCCAGCGGAAGCGCACGCGCGUCAGCUGCGACGCCUGCGGCCGCCUCCUCGGCCACGUCUACGACGACGGCCCGCCGGUCAUGCAGGGCCACGGCCAGCUCGGGAUGGGGCCCAGCCAGGUCAUCCCGCGCCGCCCCAGGUACCGGAUCAAGACCAAGGCCGUCGUCGCCGCGCCCAGCCCGGCCGCCGCCGCGCAUGGGAAGUGAAGGCUGCCCUUCUGAUUUCGCGUCUCGCCUCGGGUCUGGUCGCCGUGCCGUAUCGUGCUGCGAGUUUCCUGUAAAUUACUUGCAGGAUGAUGCUGUGGACCGAUGGUGUCGUGCUGCUUUGGUUUGUUUCGUUGCAAUAAAUUUCACCUCUUGUGCUCUCUGAUCA